UCGUUCAUUCGAUUUUUAAUACCGUGAAGAUUAGUGAAAUGAUUACUUUUGUGGAUAUUGCGCUCCCAGUGCAUUCAAGGUCUCUAUCGGCGAUCCUGCCGGCGAUCGUGAUCGUUCAAAACCGGUUUGGGUGGUGAUGACGCUAGGUGGUGGGGUGGCGUAGAUAAAUCUCGUGGGAAGCCGCUUCUCGCGGUCACGGCGUGUGUAAUUACGAGAAGCGGCUGUGCCGGCUUAGCUCAUCCGAGCCGCGUCAUCCACCGUGGAGCAGCCUUUCAAGUGCGGAGGAGGUGUUUCGAUCGCGAGGUCGUGUUUCUUACCGCGAUCGAGUUAGUUUUCUGUUGUAGGCAGAUCAUGUCGGGUGCAUUUUUGGCUGUAACGAUCGUGCUGUUGUGGGUGCCACAGCAGGGUGUUUGCGGAUCGUACGUUGAUCUGCCGAAAGCGCAUCUUCCCAUGUACUUCCGGCGUUUUCCUGCCCUCGAAAAACAGUGCGCAGAAGACGAACAGUGCCCAUAUCGAUCAGUGAUCGCCAGCGAAAGUUACCAACGGCAUAAGAACGCUUGCUGGGGGUACGAAGAUGGGUGCACGGAGAAGGAACGGUACGUUAACCAUACCUGCCCCGGGAGCCACAUUGGUUACGUGAAAAGCAAACAGGCCCAGCUGGACACGUUCUACAGUCAAGCAGAUUUCGGAUUCAUUCGCGAUCAGAUCCGUGAGACGCACAUCAUGUGUGAGCCCCAGUUCCCGCACGAUUCGUCGCUGGAGUGCUCCAAGUAUCUGCGCUUCUGCCGAGGUCGUAAUCUGAUGAUCAACUUUACGGAUUUGGCCCAACGCACCGAACCGUUACGGUACAAGAUGGAUGUGCUCAGCCAGGGUCAGAUCGGUGGUCAUUGUAGGCUGCACGAGGGUCGGCUGCAAGAUGAGCUGCAGCACAUAAGCCCACUGCAGUCGUGGGGUCCCGAGUUGCGGUUUUUCGAACGGCUUGAGCAACCACCGAUCCAGACCGGACUGUGCGAUGUUGUGAUUGAAAAGCCUGCGUUCAUUAUGAAAAUCGAUGCAACCAUCAAUAUGUAUCACCAUUUCUGUGACUUUCUGAAUCUGUACGGUUCGCUGCACGCCAAUCUAUCGCACCCAGAUGGCUUUACGACCGAUACGCAGGUGCUGAUCUGGGAAUCGUUUCGUUAUAUAUCGCCGUUUGCGGACACGUUUAAGGUGUUCACACGUCACCCGAUCGCCGAUCUCAAGACUUAUGCCGGGAAGGUGGUGUGCUUCCGCAACGUGGUGUUACCGUUGUUGCCGCGCAUGAUCUUCGGACUCUACUACAACACACCAAUUAUCCAUGGCUGUGAAAACAGUGGCCUGUUUCAUGCAUUCUCCGAACAUGUGCUACACCGGAUGAGGAUACGACUGUUGAAGCGACCGGAUCGUCGCUUACGUAUAACGUUCCUGUCUCGCCAGACUCGCUACCGGCGUGUAUUGAACGAAAACGAGCUAGUGGCCAGCAUUUCUGACAAUCCGGACUAUUCCGUCCAACUAGUGAGCUAUGGGCAUGAGAUGAUCUUCAUUGAGCAGCUAAAGAUAACGCGAAACACCGACAUCUUCAUCGGAAUGCAUGGUGCCGGGUUGACGCACCUCCUGUUCCUUCCCAAGUGGGCUACACUGUUCGAGCUGUACCACUGUGAAGAUCCCAACUGUUACCGGGAUCUAGCACGGUUACGGGGCGUGCAUUAUCUCACCUGGGAGCGUGACAAUCUGGUGUAUCCCGAGGGUGAAGGACGUCAUCCGGAGCGUAACGAGCGGCACGCAAAGUUCACCAACUAUGCGUUUGAGGCUAGCGAGUUUCAACGGUUGGUUGCAAAAGCAGCGGAACACGUGCGACGGCACACGGAAUAUCGUCGCUUUGUAGCUAAAAAUACUCCGGAACAAACGAUUAAGGAUGAGCUUUAACGGGGGCAGGAUAUUAAAUGCCUCGUCGCGAUCACUUUGGUGACUGUUUACCAAUGCUUCAUCGUCCGUCGUGAUGAUUAGUUCUUAAGAAAGGCAUGAUACAACCUUGCGACUGUGGCCUUACCUUUUGGAAGCUAUGAGAUUACUUACCCUGCCGCGCCUGUGUCACGCCGACACCUUGCCCUAGUGUCUUCAAUGAUUAACAAACAGUAUUUAAUGAAUUCCAAAUGCGUUAAGCAAGAAAGCGAAUCGAUUCUAAAGUGUACUUAAUCCUCGUUAUUUAUUAAAGGCUUUGGAUGGCCACCUAAUGAUCAACAAACAGAACAAAUAAAUAAUGUAAUUUAGGAUUUAUGAUUGGAA
Messenger RNA from Anopheles aquasalis, 2304 nucleotides. RefSeq names its product EGF-domain O-GlcNAc transferase (gene Eogt). The record is from RefSeq and is a predicted model, not a curated record. Gene Ontology annotation, molecular function: protein O-acetylglucosaminyltransferase activity. NCBI's taxonomy places the organism in Eukaryota, Metazoa, Arthropoda, Insecta, Diptera, Culicidae. Gene Ontology annotation, cellular component: endoplasmic reticulum lumen.